This is a messenger RNA of Anguilla rostrata (American eel), 1228 nucleotides long. RefSeq lists its product as uncharacterized. Lineage: Eukaryota; Metazoa; Chordata; Actinopteri; Anguilliformes; Anguillidae. Gene Ontology annotation, biological process: response to bacterium. Bases 93 to 779 code for a protein of 228 amino acids. The record is from RefSeq and is a predicted model, not a curated record. The transcript has 5 exons.
UUCUGCGGUGGUCUGUUCAAUCUCUACCACCCCAGGCAACAAUUAAACUCAGAACCCCCCUCACCGUUUCUAAAAGCGUCCGAAGCGCGGACAUGAGGAACGUGUAUUUCGCACUCGCUCUGGUUACGUGGUGUGGCUCCGGUGAGCUUUCUCCGUCGUCCGAAUUGUUCUUGGUGGGGCCUGGACAGAAUGUCACCCUUCCCUGCAGUGUACGUUUCAAACGCAAAAUAGUCUGGAUGCGUCAGCUCUCAGAAGAGAUGAUCGCACUGACUACAACAGUAAAACGUAACGUUAACAAUAGAACUUUGACCGAAUACCACAGCGAUGACAACGGUCACUUGGAAACACAAGAGGACAACCACAGGAAAUCUUUCAGCCUGAAAAUUAGCGGACUGACAGAGUCGGACCUAGGCCUGUACUACUGCGUUGCAUGGGAAAGUGAUGAAGUUCGUUUUGGAAAAGGAAUUCGGCUGAUUUUUCCAGGCUCAGGCAAACACUCUCUGUCCUGCUGGACUCUCCUGGUCUUCCUACCCCCCGCUGUCGCCGUGGCGACCGCGCUCUGUGUCUGUGGCCUGUUCCACAGGAGAGUCCACAGUCCAGCCACCUGUAGCAACCGUGUGAGCAACAAUGACAUCAUUAAGGAAGAGAAUUUGCACUACGCCAGUCUUCACCUUCCCAACAAACCCAAAAAGUCUCGGCAAAGAGAAACCCCGCCCCUUUCAGGUGACAUCACCUAUGCUUCGGUAGCUCUACAGCCUCCGACCAAUCAGAACUGCUGAUGUCACAAGUCAGGCUGCAUCUAGCGCUGUCCUUCUCAGAUGAAAAGUACCUGCUCAGUCUGUCUUUACUGAAUGUUUGUGUGUUUUUUUGUGUAUUUUAUACUUUGCCAUGCACCACGCACUUAUGACUUAAGUUACACAGCUUAUAUUGCUAUAUUGUUUGCAAAUUAAUGUCUUGAAUUUUUUACUCAAGUCGAAGGAGACAUUUCCUGCUGUGAAACCAUUUAUAAGCUUGGUGACAUCUAGUACAUAGACUGCAAUAGCUUUCUGGUAUUGCAAAAUAUAUUUGUCUCUUUAAUGCUAUGUGAUAUCGAAUAAUAUUGCAUUUAACAUCUUGACUUUUGUCCUUCAUUCUUUGCUCCUACACAUAAAAAUGUGCUUGUAUGUGGCUGGAUUGACAGGUCUGGCUUGGAAAUCAUAAUAAAUGCUUUGUUGUGUCCUUUGUGUUA